CUCCCCGGCCCUGGAUUCCACUUCCCCUUCGCUCGCGCUGCAGCGGCAGCCGCCUCCAGGCCCCGUGCCGCCGCUGGAGUCCAUGGCCGGGACGCGCUGGGUCCUCGGGGCGCUGCUCCGGGGCUGCGGCUGUAACUGCGGCAGCUGCCGGCGCUCCGGCGCCGCCUGCCUACCCUUUUAUUCCGCCUCGGGCUCCUUCCCCUCCGGAGUCUCCGGCCGCCGCCGCCUGCUGCUGCUGCUCGGGGCCGCCGCCUCCCAGACCCGGGGCCUUCAGCUCGGGCCUGCGCCCGCCGGUACACUGGCGGGCCCUGCCCCCGCGGCCACCUCCGCCGCCGCCGCGGCCGCCGCCGCCUACCCGGCCCUGCGCGCCCCUCUGCUGCCCGGGGCCGCGGGCACGGCGCGGGGCUACAGCCAGGAGUCCAAACCCACCUACCUGGAAGACCUUCCGGCCCUGCCCGAGUACGACCUGGCCCCGCCCAAGCUGGGAGAGGAAGUGGAUGAUGUUUUUCUCAUUCGCGCGCAGGGGUUACCGUGGUCCUGCACCAUGGAAGACGUGAUGAACUUCUUCUCGGACUGCAGAAUCCGGAAUGGUGAGAAUGGAAUACAUUUCCUCUUAAACAGAGAUGGGAAGCGAAGGGGCGAUGCCUUAAUUGAAAUGGAGUCUGAGCAGGAUGUGCAGAAAGCCUUGGAGAAGCACCACAUGUACAUGGGCCAGCGUUACGUGGAAGUGUAUGAGAUAAACAAUGAAGAUGUGGAUGCCUUAAUGAAGAGCCUGCACGUCAAGUCCUCGCCUGUGGUGAACGACGGCGUGGUCCGUCUGCGAGGACUUCCCUACAGUUGCAAUGAGAAAGACAUCAUAGAAUUCUUUGCAGGUCUCAAUAUAGUAGACAUUACUUUUGUGAUGGACUACAGAGGGAGAAGAAAAACAGGGGAGGCCUAUGUGCAGUUUGAAGAACCUGAGAUGGCCAGCCAAGCCCUGCUGAAACACAGGGAAGAGAUUGGGAAGCGGUAUAUAGAGAUAUUUCCAAGCAGAAGGAAUGAAGUUCGAACACAUGUUGGCUCUCACAAGGGGAAGAAAGCUGCAUCUCCCACUGCGAAGUUUAUCACGGAGCCGGAAGUGGUCUUUGAAGAACAGGAAGUGAAUGAGGAGGUUCGCCCCAUGACAGCUUUCGAAAGUGAGAAGGAAAUAGAAAUGCCUAAGGAGGUUGCAGAAAGGCUUCCCGAGCCUGGCGACUUCGUGACGGCGCCUUCCCUGCAUGUUGUCCACAUGAGAGGACUGCCCUUCCAAGCCAACGCCCAGGACAUUAUAAAUUUCUUCGCGCCGCUGAAGCCGGUGAGGAUCACCAUGGAGUACAGCUCCAGCGGGAAGGCCACCGGGGAGGCCGACGUGCACUUCGACAGCCACGAGGACGCCGUGGCCGCCAUGCUCAAGGACCGCUCCCACGUCCAUCACAGAUAUAUUGAGCUCUUCCUAAAUUCAUGUCCAAAAGGAAAAUAAAACUUCCAGGGACUCCGCAAAAUAAGGGUGAAACAAGAAGCAUUUCAUUUGCACAUCCUUUUGGGACUUGGGAUAGAAUGUUCCAGUUUAUUAGCAGCAACUGCUAGAAGAAAGGGUUUGGGGUUUUUGGUUUAAUUACUUCUAAGAAAAAUUUAAUAGUGAACUAUUUAGAAAGAGAAAGAAGAGUGUCAGUUUGGGAUUAUGAAACAAAUCAAUUAAAACUUUUGUUUAAACUGUUCAGGAUUUGAUUUCAAAAAUUGACCUUUAUAUGGUUUCGACACUUUGUUUUGAUAGAGGAUAUGUUACCCGUUAUGAAGACUACAGAUCUGUAUUUGGCACUAUUCUUUAAGAUCUUCCUCCCUUUUAAAAUACUCUGUUUGAGAUCUUGUUUUUUCACUCAUGGAGAACAUGAUACUAUGCUUCUCAUGGAAUAAAAUAAUGUUUUAUUUUAACCAAAUGCACACCAAAGCAAAGGAAGGUUUCAGACCUUUGAACUGGUAUGGUUUGGCAGAAUAUGAUUAAUUGUAGCUAUAUUUGAUGACUUAAAUAGGAAUAGGAAUUAAAUGGACAGCAAAUAAAAAAUAAAAACCAUGGUUUAGUGUAAAUCAUAGUUUGACAGUUUUAUGUCUUUAGAAGUGUUUUGCCUUUUUAAGCCUUGUGCUAAAGGCAUUGAACAUUGGUGCCUGUCUAUUUAAGGGGAGAUUCUAAUCUCAACUUAAAAGCUGUCUAAACUGCCCAUAACCCCCAAUUUGUUGGUUUUGGGUGAAUCGAGCGUGUGUGUUAGUCUUGAAAUUGUGGAGUGAUGUGUUAGCAGUCCAGACUGGUGAGGACAUUAUGGCCGCACUUGAAUUUAAACCAGCUCUAGAUAGGAAAAAACAACAUCUGAGUUCUCAUUUGCUCUUUCCGUGGGGUCGCACAUCCCAUGUUUUAGAACAAGUAGGGGUGCCUUGCUUAAAUAAAAAUAGCAUUUAAUGUAUAUUUGUGUACGAGGGCGUUUUGAUUAAAGCUAUACUUGGGUCACAUUGUGGCAGUAGCUGCUGCUUUAAUAUCCAACAGCUUGUGAUUUAAAUAGUGGACAAAAUGGCCGGCCUCCCGAUGUAGUCCCUAAUAAACUAGCUUUCUGUGUACCUGCCUCAGACAAUCCACAUCCUGUAUACUGUUUUUGCUUUUUCCCUGACGCAUGGUGACAGCAGCCACCAGGGCCAGGAGAUGUGUCUUUGGUUCUUAAAUUUGUCCAGAUCUCUAAAAGGUGGUAUCUGGGACAUAGAACGACAGAUUGUGUCUUCUUUGCUGUACUACGUGACCGUCUAACUGCCAUCCGAGAUACAAAACCCCUGUAUUGUUGUCAAUAAAUGAAGGCUGAUUUCAGGUUGAA
Messenger RNA from Ochotona curzoniae (black-lipped pika), 2873 nucleotides. RefSeq names its product G-rich RNA sequence binding factor 1 (gene GRSF1). The transcript has 10 exons. The coding region runs from base 83 to 1498 and encodes 471 amino acids. NCBI's taxonomy places the organism in Eukaryota, Metazoa, Chordata, Mammalia, Lagomorpha, Ochotonidae. Gene Ontology annotation, molecular function: RNA binding. Gene Ontology annotation, cellular component: ribonucleoprotein complex; nucleoplasm. Gene Ontology annotation, biological process: regulation of RNA splicing. The record is from RefSeq and is a predicted model, not a curated record.